AUGAUUAGAGCAAUAUCCGCUGGAUUGAAGCCGUAUGUGAUAAGGCGACGUUUAUACAGUAAAGGGGCUCUAUCACCCACAGUCAAAGAGCAGUUAUUGGAUCCCCCACAAAUUGGAUCAAUUUUUGAAGUGCGUGGGUUUGUCAAGAGUAUACGAAAUUCGAAAAAUGUUGGGUUUGUAGAUAUAUCGGACGGUACAACUUCAAAGAUAAUCAAUGUUGUUUUACUUGGCAAAAAUCAACCAAAACUCCAAGUUGGUGAGAGUGUUUGCAUCAAGGGCGAAUGGAAUAUAAGUAAGGGAAAAGGUCAAGAGACGGAGCUCAAGUAUGAUCCAACUGACCCUAAUCAUGCCUACGAAAUCAUAGGCACGGUGCCAGAUGAUUAUCCUUUGCAAAAGAAGGCAACAUCGAUGUCUUUUUUAAGGACUUUACCUUCAUUGAAGCACAGAGCCUCAACGAUUGCGUCAUUUUACAGACUUCGAUCAUUUCUUGAAUCUCAAAUGAUGGAUUUUUUCAAUAGCCAUAGCUUUACCAAAGUGAGUCCUCCAAUUAUUACAAGCUCAGAUUGCGAGGGAGCGGGUGAGACAUUUGAGAUCAAACAGUCUGAGGAAUUUUUUGAAAAGAAAGCGUGUUUGACAGUGUCCACUCAGUUGCAUUUAGAGGCUAUUGCAUUGGCUCUUAAUAGAGCUUGGACAUUGACUCCUUGCUUUCGUGCGGAAGAGUCUAAAACUUCCCGACAUUUGAGUGAAUUUUGGAUGUUGGAGGCAGAAAUUUCGUAUUUGGAUGAUUUGGAGCCAUUGUUGAACUUUACAGAAGAAAUGGUCAAAUAUGCAACAAGUAGACUAGUAGAGAGGAAAGAAGAAUAUCUUGAGGGAACGUACUUGGAUAGAGAGACUAUAGAGUCCAGGUGGAGGCACAUUCUUGGUGAUUGGCGACGUUUGACAUACGUCGAAGCACUUGAUGAGUUGAGGCGCAAAGGCAUAAAUCUAACUUUUGGCGACUCGUUAAAUUUGGACCACGAGAGGGUAUUGGCUGAGAAUGGUCCUGUUUUUGUUACUGACUAUCCAACUUCAAUGAAGCCGUUCUACAUGAGGAAGUCGCUAACUUUCAAUGAAGAUAAACCAACUGUAGCAUGCUUUGAUUUGUUGUUGCCUCAGUUUGGUGAACUUGUUGGUGGAUCUUUGAGAGAACACGGCCACGACACACUUUUGGAGUCUAUGGAGAGCAACACAAUGAACCUAGAUGAUAUGGAGUGGUACACCAUUUUGCGGAAAUGUGGAACCAUUCCUCACGGUGGAUUUGGUAUGGGUUGGGAAAGGUUUGUGACCUACUUAUCGGGACACGACAAUAUUAGAGACACAGUUCCAUUUCCAAGAGCCCCAGGUCUUUGUAAAGCGUAG
Messenger RNA from Lodderomyces parapsilosis, 1398 nucleotides. RefSeq names its product asparagine--tRNA ligase. Bases 1 to 1398 code for a protein of 465 amino acids. NCBI's taxonomy places the organism in Eukaryota, Fungi, Ascomycota, Pichiomycetes, Serinales, Debaryomycetaceae. The record is from RefSeq and is a predicted model, not a curated record. Gene Ontology annotation, molecular function: asparagine-tRNA ligase activity; nucleic acid binding; ATP binding. Gene Ontology annotation, cellular component: mitochondrion. The transcript has a single exon. Gene Ontology annotation, biological process: asparaginyl-tRNA aminoacylation.